Knipowitschia caucasica is the source of this 1662-nucleotide messenger RNA. The record is from the annotation of a GenBank genome assembly. NCBI's taxonomy places the organism in Eukaryota, Metazoa, Chordata, Actinopteri, Gobiiformes, Gobiidae.
AUGGGCCCCAUCAUGCAGGAACGAACAGCAGGCACGACACUCAAACGCGCUGUUUCCAAAGACAAGAUCAGGGUGAAAAACACUGAAAAUGCAGGCCCCGUGACCAGUUCAAAGAAAAGCAACAAGGUGAAGAAAGCAACGACACAGGUGAAAAACGGUCUCCCAGGUCCGGGUCAGGACAGGGACGCAGUGGCAGCAGUGCAAAAGGGUGCACACUCUAAGGGAGUGAAGCUCAAGUCUGGGGCUUCAAAGAACACAAACAAGCUGUCAAGCCCUGAAGAAGAUAUUAGGCCACAACUUCGAAAGCAUUCGUCGUCCCGAAGAAAAGAGGAAAAGCAAGAGAUCCAGCGUUUAUCUCAAUGCAGCAUUGAUAUGAACCAGAAAUUUGGGGCAAUGGGGAAGAAUCGACGCGCAUUGUCCUUGCCACUUUCUCCAAUAUCUCCAGGACUACGACAAAUGCCAGCACAUCCCCUGACUCACUCUCCAGUCCCCAUCCCAGAGGUUCUCCGGCAUUACAGCCAAAAGGAAGAUGACACCGACAGCGCCAGUGAUCUCUCUGACUCAGAAAGGCUUCCUAUACUGCCGUCCCCUUGUACUCCAUGUACCCCCCCUCAUCUCAAUCUUCGUGCUGAAGUAAUAAACAUCCUUGAUUUACCUCCAGACUUCCCGGGGCCACAAGGAGCCGGGACAGAUAAUGAGGAUAAUGACUUUGAAAAAACCAACUAUAACUACCCUGACUUUCUGCCUCCUCCAUUUAACAGCUGGAGCUUGAGACAACUGGCAGUCUUCCUUCACACAGAGGGCCGUGGUGCACCUAGACCAAAACCUGUAGGGCCUUUAGAGAAGUAUCUGGAGAGGCUGCUGCAACUCGAAUGGCUUCAAAUCCAGACAGGACAAGUGGAAAGCAAUCGUCCUCCUGGGACAAGACAAAGACCUCAGGCGCUCCCCGCUGCUACGCUGGCUCACCCGCCUAGGCCCCACACUGCGCCUUCAUCUCGAUUAAACUCUCCCAAAGGUGUUCGCCAAAACCAGAGAGGAUUCCCAUUCACUCCUGUCAACAACCCGCCAUCUCCUGCCAGCGCAUCCAGGUUCCCUGUGUGUCCUCAAUGCCACAUUCGGUAUCCUCUGUGUAACGGAAGCUGUUCUGCCUAUGUCUACCAGCGCCACUCAAGACUUAGCCCGUUAAUGGAGAGAAGAACCAGACCUGGGGCGCCCAUCAAGAGGAGCAGUAGUGAGACACGCAACAAUUCCACUGAAUGCAGAAGCCCAGGAGGACCUCAAACCCCAGUCAGCCCAUCCACCUCAAAGAGUCACUUCAGACACAUGCAGGCAGCCGGUAAUGCACGAAAGCCAUCCCAAGAGAGUGGCACUGAUAAGCGGGGACCAGUGAGGAGGAGCCGUGUACGAGCCAACUCUGAGACAGAUGUGAAGAAGGAGCCCACUGGGUUCAAAGCCACUAGUGCUGAGAAACAUGCUUUUACUGCCAGUAAGAGUGAAGUCCUCACCACUAAAAGGGUAGAGAAGGACUGGCAGAGAGGAGAGGUAGGUCAGCCUUCCAAAACUGCCAUAAAAAGAGUGGCUAAAGAGCCACAGUCCUCCAAAGCACCUCUAAGUAGUAAGCAUAAUGGCAAAACAAAAAAUGUGCACUUCGUCUCAAAGUAA